UUUUCAGCACAUUCAAUUCAUAUUCAAUUUUAAAGAAGAAAAUGUUAGGUUCGGGGUUGAAAAAUUAGGUUCUUGUUGUUGGGUUUUAGUAGAAAAUUAAAAUGUUUUAUUUAUAUUUCUUUUUACAACUUUGACGCAAAGAUAAAGAUGAAAGAUAACUACUUAAAAAAUAAGUAAAAAUGCGAGUUAAAACUUUACGUCUUUCUUACCCGUAUUAUUUAACAAUUUGUCUUUUUGUAAUGUUUAUUUUUUCAGCAAUUUUAAUAUUCUACAUCUUAACAGAACUUAAUGGUUGUAAUUGUUCCAAUGAAAAAAUUACUUUUACUACAGUUAGUUCAAAGAAAUUGAUCAGCUCUAAACAUAAACUCGCAGUAUUAGUACCAUAUAGAGAGAGAUUUGAAGAAUUAAUGGAAUUUGUACCCUAUAUGCACAAUUUUUUAAAUAAACAGAAAGUAGCCUAUGAUAUUAUAGUCCUAAAUCAAGUAGAUCAAUAUAGGUUUAAUCGAGCAUCACUUAUAAAUGCAGGAUUCUUGGAAACUAAAUCAAGUUAUGAUUAUAUCGCAAUGCAUGAUGUAGAUCUGCUACCUCUUAAUACCCAACUAGUAUAUACAUAUCCAGAACAACCUAUUCACAUAGCUGCUCCAACACUACAUCCUAGAUAUCACUAUGAAAAAUUUAUUGGAGGCAUUUUAUUAAUUAAUAGACACCAUUUUGAACUAGUCAAAGGAUUAUCAAAUAGAUAUUGGGGUUGGGGCUUGGAAGAUGAUGAAUUUUAUGUUCGUCUAAAAGAUGCUCAUUUAAAUGUAACUAGACCAGUGAAUAUUACUACAGGCCAGAGUAAUACAUUCAAGCACAUUCACGGAAAAGAACGGAAAAGAGACGCAGUGAAGUGCUAUAACCAACGCGAAGUAACAAGACGCAGAGACCGCCAAACGGGCUUGCAUGACGUCAAAUACGAAGUCGUGAGUAGAAAACAUAUGGAAAUAGAGGGCGCUCCUGUACUUGUAAUGAACAUAAAGUUGUACUGCAAUCACACUGCAACGCCAUGGUGCGAUUGCACAAAGAAGACUGAAACCAAUUCUGUUAAGCAAAAAACAUGAUACCAAAACUUGGGAAGUUUUGAGAAAAUUAAUAAACCGAAUGAUGUUUAGAUGUUUGGGCGAUCUAAGAGAGAGGAAUGUAUGUUGUAGUAUUGACAUUGUUUUUUUAUUUUAUAUAUUGUUUUCUAUAUUAUACAUUCUAUAUACUUUUUUGGAGUAAUGAAGGUUUUUAAAAUUUUUUUUUGUAUUAUUUUAAAAAUUUAAUGUUUGUUUUUAACAUUAUUUCAAUGUUAUGGGAAUUUAAUAAAAAAUGCCAUUUU
Diabrotica balteata is the source of this 1360-nucleotide messenger RNA. The record is from the annotation of a GenBank genome assembly. NCBI's taxonomy places the organism in Eukaryota, Metazoa, Arthropoda, Insecta, Coleoptera, Chrysomelidae.